Messenger RNA from Heterobilharzia americana, 4110 nucleotides. The record is from the annotation of a GenBank genome assembly. NCBI's taxonomy places the organism in Eukaryota, Metazoa, Platyhelminthes, Trematoda, Strigeidida, Schistosomatidae.
AUGUGGAACAUCUACGUUGUUGCCGUAUUGUGUCUUUAUUCACCGUCGCAUAAGUUUCGUAGUGCCUCUGGUCAACAACUGUACAAUCGUUUGUUAAUCAAGAAUCCUCCAACACUUCCUGACAAUGCAACAACAGCAAUGGCAGCACAAGAUUCUCUUGCCGGUCAUGAAUUAGACAUGCUUGACAGACAUUCAGAAACAAUCCAAUUAGUACCUAGAAAGUUAAAUGUUACCGAGAAUCUGCCGUCAACGUCAACACCAACUGUUACUGACUCCAAGUCGUCACUACGGAAAAAGAAAGCCGUACACUCUUCGGAUUUGCACUCCAAUGAAUUUGUUAGUGUUGCCUUCUCUCCAGACUCUAAAUAUCUCGCUGUCCAAGGUGGUCAUCCUGAUUGGAUUCUGACGUAUUGGUCAUGGGAGAAGCCCAAACAGCUAGCCAGCAUCAGAACCUCUGUUUCAAACCCAGUCAAACAAAUUUCCUUUAGUCCGCAUGACUGCACACUUAUUUGUGUUACUGGUAAUGAUAUUUUCCGACUGUACCGUUACGGGGAGAAUAAUCUUAAAACAUAUGGUCUGAGUAGGGUAGAACUCCAUAACUUCCUUUGCCAUACCUGGAUUAAUGAUGAAAAAAUUGUGGUUGGAACAGAGGAUGGACGUUGGAUUUUGGUUGAAAACGGUGAAACAAGGAUUGAAUACCAUCUAUCCGCCAUAAAUGAUGAAGAAAAUUGGAUUGUUAGCCAAGAAAAUAAAGAUGUUGAAGGUGUAGCUCCAAAAAUGAAAAAUAGUAUUACAGCUUUGGCAUCAACAUCAAAAGGUUUAGCUGUAGCCUGUUCACCUGGUAUAGUUCAUUGGUUUGAACAUAUGGAUGAUAAUAGCACACCGCAACAACAAGAACAAGUGAAAUCACCUCGAAAACAAAAUCAAAGCAAUGCACAUCAUCGUAAAUAUGAUCCACUGAUGAUGUCAACAACAGGUAAUCAAAUGAAUACACCAUCAACAACAGCGCCGGUACCAGGAACACGAGUAAGAGCAUCGAAAGAUGAAUAUACACUACUACUUAGUAUACAGAUACCACAAGAUCCAAUAAUAAGUGUAGAUUCUGAUUUUCAAUUAGAUCAGAAUAUUACACAACUUGUAAUUAGUCCAACAGAAGAUUUUAUCAUUGCUACAACUGAUACACACCAAUUGUAUCAAUUCAGUUUGACUAGUAUUGAUAUCGGUAUAAAAGGCAGUGAUACAAUGAGUAAGAAAAAUUUAGUUAACGCUGGUGCUAAACGGCAUAUACCACAGGAUACAAUGACAUUUGAACCAGUAUCACAAUCAUUUCAUAAUGGACAAAUAUUAGGCAUGGAUGUAUGCACGCGUAAACCAUUGAUAGCCACUUGUGCAACAGAUAGAACUGUAAGAAUAUGGAAUUUCGAAACAAACGACUUGGAGUUAAGUAAACAAUUCGCUGAAGAAGCAUUUAGUGUCACACUUCAUCCAUCCGGUUUAUAUGUUUUAGUUGGAUUCAGUGAUAAAUUACGUUUGAUGAAUAUACUGAUUGAUGAUAUACGAACAUUUCAUGAAUUUACAAUACGUGGAUGUCGUGAGUGUGCAUUUAGUAAUGGUGGUCACUUAUUGGCUGCAGUUAACGGGAAUGUAAUCCAAAUUUAUUCUGUUACAACGUUUGAUAAUGUUACAAACUUGAAAGGACAUAACGGAAAAAUUCGUUCUAUUGUUUGGUCAGAUGACGAUAAUAAAUUGAUUUCGUGUGGUAUGGAUGGUGCCGUCUACGAAUGGGAUCCACAAAAAGGAGCAAGAAUUAAUGAGAGUGUACUAAAAGCUUGUAGUUAUACAAGUGUAACUGUUUCACAAGAUGCUAAAACUCUUUAUGCUGUCGGCUCCGAUAAGACAUUGAAGGAGAUAAGUGAUUCACAAAUUGUUCAUGAAAUUGAAUCAUCAUCUGAUAUACUACUGACUACAGUUACUGUUUCACGUUCUGGACGUAUGUUAUUCUGUGGUUGCCAAAAUGGUCAUAUCAGAUCAUAUCAAAUGCCAUUAACUGAUAAUUCUGAUUGGCAAGAUUAUGUUGGUCAUUGUGAGAGUAUAACAAAAAUGCGAAUGGCUUCAUUUGAUGAUUAUCUAAUCACUGUAUCCAAUGAUUGUUCAAUUAUGAUUUGGCGAGUUCAAGAUCGUGAAGCACGUGCUAGUAAAACAGAAAAAGAAAUUGAAUGGACAGAAGAAAUAUUAAUUACUAGAUCAGAUUUAGAAGAGAAAAACUCUAUUAUGUCAGAAUUAAAAACACGCGUAGAAGAAUUAAAAAUGGAGAACGAGUAUCAAUUACGCCUCAAAGAUAUGAACUAUAAUGAGCGUAUUAAAGAGUUGACUGAAAAGUUUAUCCAAGAAAUGGAGACACUAAAGACAAAGAAUCAAUUAUUGAAAACAGAAAAAGAACAAAAGCAUAGUCAAGAAUUACAAAAUUUAGAGUCAAUAUCAAAUCAGAAAUUGAUCAUUGAAUAUGAAAAGUAUCAAGAUUUACAGAAUUUAACACAACGUAAGGAAGCAGAAUAUGAGAAACAAUUACAUGAUAUGGAAGUAUCCAAGGAGCGCCUAUUAAACGAAACAACAGAAUUCUAUGAAUCAAAGAUACAUGAUAAAAAUACCGCCAUGGAGAAUUUAACACGUGAAUUAAAAGAACAAACUAAUGAAUAUGAAGUAUCCAAACGUUUGAUUGAAGAAGAUGCAGAUCGUGAAAUACUUGAAAUAAAAAUUAAAUAUGAAAAGCGUUUACGUGAAGAACGUGAAACAAAUUCCCGCUUGAAAGGGGAAUCAGGGAUUAUGAAAAAGAAAUUUGCAAAGAAAGAUAUACAAGGCUUAAGGAAAGAAGUACAGGAACGUGAUGAAACAAUUCAAGAUAAAGAGAAAAGAAUUUAUGAUUUAAAGAAAAAAAAUCAAGAAUUAGAAAAAUUUAAGUAUGUUUUAGAUUAUAAGAUAAAAGAACUGAAAAAACAAAUUGAACCAAGAGAGAAUGAUAUAAAAAAUUAUAAAGAACAAAUUCAAGAAAUGGAAGCGGAAUUAGAACGAUUUCAUAAGCAAAAUGAUCAACUUGAAAUAAAUAUUACUGAAUUAAAACAAAAGUAUAAAUCAGUUGAACAUGAAUUGAAACUUGAACGUCAAGCAACCAGAGAUGUGGAAUCAUUAGUUCGUAGAUUGAAAACAGAUUUGUUUAAUUGUGUCGGAUUUAUUCAAGAGCCGAAACAAUUGAAAGCUGGCAUAUUAGCAUUGUAUAAAAAGCAUAUUCAUGAAGAUAUGGCGGUUGAUGCUACCACUGAUGCAGAUAUUCAAAAGGAAUUCGCAAGACAAAGGGAACAUCUUGAGAGAUCUGUAAUUGGACUUAGACAAAAAUUAGCACGUGACAGUGAAAUGCAUCGUGCAGAUUAUGUUCGUAUAAUGCAAGAGAAUGUUAGUCUCAUUCAAGAAAUCAAUAAUCUUCGCACAGAGUUAAAGGCAUCACGAAAUCAUAUUACCGAUUUAGAAGAUACAAUUGGCUUAAAUCGUAAAGAUGGCGAUAAAGCUAGACAAUUAUUAAUACAAGUGAAUAAGUCUCGGCCUAAUCCAGCACUAGAAGCCGAUUAUGAACAGGCACAAAGAGUAUUGGCUGCUCAACAAAACUUAAUUGAUGUUUUACAGAAUAAAUUAGAUGCACAAUCUCAAAGCUUCAAUGCAAACAGUCCUAAUGAUCUGUUAAAAGAUUUACAGUCAGCAGCACACUCAGCCCAUACAAAAUCACCGUCAGAGACAACAACAACAACCGCACAAUUACAAUCAAGACCAUAUAGCAGUUCGAAUGUUCUGCCACCGAUUGGCAGUGGUGUAAUAGUUGAGUCUACGGAUCAGAAAAUGCCACUCCCACCUAAUUUUACUAUUCCGCGGAAAAAGGUUUCCGAAACUCACCAACACUCAAAAACUAACAAUCAACAUCUGAGAGCUGAAAUGAAGAUGCUAAUUGAAUCUAUUAACUUCGAUAUUUUGCAUAAAAAGAAAUAUGUGUAUCCGACUUAUAUUAGACGUAUUACGAUGGAGCAUAGAAAACAUCCCCGUAGCUUAAUUUUGCGUGAUUUGUAA